Molecule: messenger RNA, 3018 nt
Organism: Coregonus sp. 'balchen'
Lineage: Eukaryota; Metazoa; Chordata; Actinopteri; Salmoniformes; Salmonidae
Source: the annotation of a GenBank genome assembly
AUGUCGAAACCACGGAUGUUGAAUGUGUUUAUAGCUAAGCGAUUAAUAUCUGCAGCCGUUAACAUAUUUGGGAUUGAGGAAAAGUGGAUAGCCCAGUACCAGCAGCAACUAGCAGCAGUGACUGUUGAGAUAAUGGCAGCAGUGGAAAAGACGAUAGAACAAGAGCUCUCCCGUUCAAAGGAGGAGAAUGAACGUCUACGGAGGCUUCUUCUGGAGUUGGGAGCAGGUUCGUAGUUAGGUAUUGAAAGAGAGAGGGGGGGUUUACACCGGUAACAAAUAACCACCAGAGAGGGGCAGCUAGCUUAGCCCAUAGCAUGGCUAGAAUUAUCUGCUUUUAGCAACGCUGGUGUAUUUCAGGGGAGAACGACUGCCCCUUCUCAUUGAAGCCACUGCACGAACUUCAAGGCCGCCCGCGGUACUGCCGGCAUUGUUUGCAGAAAACAGGAUCACCCAUUAUAGUGAAUAGGAAAAUGCCAAUCUUCGUGUAAAUAAAUACACAUUUCGAAAACAAUCACGGUACCAAUAAAUGCUUAUAUUACUCCAGAUGUACACAAGUUAUAAGGAUAAUUUAGUAGCUAAUGGCAGCCUGCAGUACCCCGGUUGGCCUACAGCUUGACAUACUCAAUGAGAGGGCGCUAGCCUGUAACGUCACUUCCUGGAGGAGCUAAAACAGCGCAUGUUAUUGGCCCGUUUAAAACAACUCGGAAAAAUACGAGUUCAAAUCAUGACGUCAGUGAUCUUCAGGUCGGAAAAGCGGAGCUCUAGAAAUAGCCGGAGUUGGAUGACGGUAAAAAACGCGCUUUUGCCCAGUCUGAGCUCGGUUUUUCCCGAGUUCCCAGUUGUUUUGAACGCUCGGAAGUCGGGAGAUUUCCGAGUUCCUAGUUUUAAACGUGGCAUUAGUCUACACACAUGUCCCACAUGAGAAGCCAUCAUAACCGAUUCCUUGGCUUCAAAUAGGAAUGAAUGGUGUCACGCGAUCGAUGGCUUUGUCUAUUCAAAUUGUAAUUGGUGUAUUUACACUAGUAUUGCUUUCAAUUGCCUUGCAAAAAAAAAAAAACAGGAAGAGUCCGCAGGAAGCCAGACGUUAAAUACAAUUCCAUUUCAACUUACUGUGGUGGUGGGCUGGACUGUUGGUCUUUAUAACGGGGGAAUUUCAAACAAAAUAUCUAAAGGAACGUAUUAUUAAGCAGACUUAACUAGAAUAGAUUCCCACCUACUGUUGGAAAUGGCUUGUUCUGUUCUGAUUAGUCAAACGGCAGUGCUGGCUCAAAAUGUGGCUCGGAAAACAUACCUCAAUGGUCCAUGGCACUCUACCUCAAAUUUUCCAAUGAUCCAAAAUGCUAAAUCGAGAAUAUUGAAAAACUAAACUGCCUUUUUUUUCCUCAUGCUAGGUAGCAGAAGCCACAGCAGCCAUUUUGGAAUGCACAUUUCAUUGAACAACAAGGGGCCUGAUUGGCUGACUAUCCUUUGUUUUUCAACCCAACAGGCAUUCCAAAAUAACUACUGUGGCUUCUGCUACCUAGCAUGAGGACAGAAAAGGCAGUUCGAUUAAAAAAUAGUAGUACUUCAAUGUUCUCGAAGUAGCAUUUUGGAUAAUGGGAUAAUCAGGAGUACAGUGCCAUAUCCCAUUCCUAGAUUGAGGUACGUUUUCCAAGCAAUAUCUUGUGCCAGCUUCGCCAUGUGAUUAAUCAAAACAGAAGGCAUUUCCAACCUUACAGGAGAGCAGAGCUGUAAUGUUGGAAUCUAUUCUAGCAACCCAUAGCUUAGCCACAUUAUCUGACUAUCCGUUCAUGUUAUAGUGAAGGAGGCCUGUUUUCUCUUUCUGCUAAACUUUUACCAGGUAAGUUGUCUGAGAACACAUUCUCAUUUACAGCAACAACCUGGGGAAUAGUUGAAGGGGAGAUGAAUGAGCCAAUUGGAGGCUGGGGAUAAUUAGGUGGCCAUGAUGGUAUGAGGGCUAGAUUGUGAAUUUAGCCAGGACACCGGGGUUAACACCCCUACUCUUAGAAUAAGUGCCACGGGAUCUUUAGUGAACACAGAGAGUCAGGACACACAUUCAACGUCCCAGCCGAAAGACGACACCCUACACAGGGCAAUGUCCCCUAUAAUUGCCCUGGGGCAAUGUCCCCUAUCAUUGCCCUGGGGCAAUGUCCCCUAUAAUUGCCCUGGGGCAUUGGGAUAAAUAUAUUUAUUUUAGACCAGAGGAAAUAGUGCCUCCUACUGGCCCUCCAACUCCACUUCCAGCAGCAUCUAGUCUCCCAUCCAGGGACCGACCAGGACCAACCCUGUUUAACUUGAGUGGCAAGCCAGCAGUGGGAUGCAGGGUGGUAUGCUGCUGGCCAACUGCAUAUAAGAGUAAUGUGAUGUAGCCUAAUGUAAUUAGCUAUCUAACUAAGCACUCUCAUCCCUUGUCGUUCCUCAUUGUGGCAAAAGCAAAGAGCAGCCACCCUCCUAGCUAGAUUAACUUCUAUAUGCUGUAUGAUAUUCCUUUAGCCUCAGCAGAGCACAGAGACACAUGAGUGUAUUUGGAUAAAUGUGACGUAUCUUAGGUUUUUCUUGAUUGUCUAUCUGGAUAAUUAUUCCCUCUCCUUCUCUCCAGACCCCCAGCAGCUAACUGUCCCUGAAGAGGUUCCUCCUGAGCAGCAGCAGGAAUGGAGCCCCAGUCUGGGGCAGGAGGACCCAGAGCCCACACAGAUUAAAGAGGAACAGGAGGAACUCAGGACCAGUCAGGAGGAAGAGCAGCUUCACAGACUUGAGUCUGAUCCCACAGAUGUUGUAGAGUUCAUAUUUACUGCUCCUCCCUGUGUGGAAAUAGACUCUGAUCAGGACAGAGAGAGGGAGAGGGACUCUCUACCCACCAACACAACUGAACAGAUCCAAACAGAACCUGAUGGAGAGGACUACAGAGUAUCAGAACUAACCAGUGACUCUCUGCUCCUCUCUGCAGUAAAUCCAGACUGUUCUGCAGCUCACAGUGAAAUCAUUGUAAGUGUGGAUGAAGACGAGAGUGAAGAAGUU